AUCGACAACUAGGACUGAUCAGGCAAGCAGUGGAGCAGGAAGCUACAGUGGAGUGAGGUGGCUCUUGAGAGAGUGACUACAGUGACAUGCUGAGACCCAACAGUGUCUUCGGCCUUGAACUCAAAGGAAAUCUUUAUAUGAAACCUGUGGGAUUUGUAUGGGAGCCUGAGGCAGUCUUUUAGAACUUCACAACUUCACAAAGGUGCUUGAACCUACAGUUCCUCUGUUCUUUAAAGAAGCAAUGGUAUUGACUUCAACAACAUGAUUGGGUAGCUUCUUCUGUCCACCACUUUUGGGGAAGUGAGCUCCUUCGCCUCAGCUAGACCUGUGAACCUCCAAUUUUCUUCUGAUUCUUCAAAUAGAAAAAUGAUAUUCACUAGAAAUUCCAGAUCGAUUAAUAUAACUUGGGCAUGAAGAGACAGAUUUUUUUGUUUUCUGUUGUGUGAUUACAGCUGAUCAGUGGGGCAUCCCUCAUGGCUCCUGUAGGUGAAGGCCUGGAGCUCUGGGCCACAGUGAGGGAUCUACCCCAGGAACUAACAGUCAUUUCCUUCUCAGCCCUUUUUAUCUUCCUCAUCCUUCUCAUCCUCUGCACAACCUGUGGCAGGCAAUCUUUUGAGUUGAAGGACACCACUAGAACUGAAAAGCCAUCUUCUCAGCUGGUUAGAGUGAUCAAACUUGAAGAUUCAGGAUCCAGAAUAAAUCCAGACCUCAAGAGAAUUAUGGACGAUGAGAAAGAUAAUACUCCUAGAAUCACAAACCAGAGGAAACCUAUUGAUUUUGGAAUUGAAGAAAUAUUUAACUGUAGUGAUACUGCAGAAAAGCAAAUCUCAGCAUCUCAAAGGAAUUCCAUUGAAAUGGAUGUAAGUCUUGAAACAGCUACCAUAAUCACUCUACAUAAGGAAUUUACACAAACUUCUGACAACAUCUCUAUUGGAAAAGGCCAACUAUUCAAUGGCAGAAGGGAUAAAAUAGAAGGGACACUUAAAAAAUAUACAGAUACAAAUUUGAAUGUUUCUGGGAUACAUCUAGAAAAACAGAACCUUUCUGCUGUCCUACAAGAACCUGCCAGUCUUCAUAACAGCCCAUCAGCAAACACUGAAAAAAAUCAAAAAGCUCUUUUAUCCAAUGACCAAAUUUUUUUCAACAACCACAGCUCCAGCUUCAACUACAGUCCAGGGUUUCCUAGAGAUUAUCUGGACCCACCCUAUGAAAGCAUUGCUGAAGUGAAAGAAGCUGCUUCCAGACUCAAAGAGUCUGAUUGCCCAUCACUUAACAGAACAUUAAUAGAGUUACAUAGCCCCUUACAUCCCUCCUUCUGGGAGGAGUCAGAAGACCCAGAUUACCAUACUGUUGAGGAUCUGAGAGAAUCCAAUUGCCUCCCACCUCUUCAGGAUUUAAACCAGAUCACUGUGAAUGUGAUGUCCGAUAUAGAACUUGAAAAAUAUCCUGAAGAGGGUGGCGAGAAUCUUCAUGCAUUAUAUGCCACAGUCAGCAAAAAGAGUAAGGCACUGCCCAAGCAGGAGACCUCCACUGAAGAACCAGACUGCCAUCCUCCAGAGGAAGAAGAGCCUGCCCCUCCAGUGCCAGAAAAGAGGUUUGAUAUUUGACCCAGGUGGUAAAUAGAUUUUGUUUUCAACUGGCCAAACUUCUUUUUAGGCCAAUCAGAUGGCUUUACAAGGAUCAUGAAUGUGGAGACUGAAUAUCUGAACCCAUAAAAGCAGACAUACUCUAGAGAUCUUAUUGGUAAAUUAGAAAAUUAGAGCAGGAAAUGUUCAUGAUCUGUGAAGAUAUGCAGUCUAUGCUGCAGUAAACUUAUGAGUUUUCACUUGCUUUAAAAAUUAACCAAACACUUCUUUAUGUUAUAAGUACAUUUUACAAAAGAGCUGUAUAUUCAAGGACUUAUUAUUCAUGAACUAACACAUGUUCAGGAAAGAUAUAACAGAAGUUAUAACCACAAAUUGAUGUUGCAGUGAUAGAAAGGGUUGUAAAAGCACAGUCAUAUUUAAUGGGUGAGAAAAUGAAUGAUACACAAUUCAAUUCUGGCUGCAGCACACUGAUGAAGUCAAAACAGUCACUCGUCUGUUGUAUUGAGAAAAAGGGUAAAGCUCUUCAGCAGGCAUUUUCAAUGCCUUUUUUUCCCUCUGCAUUGAGAGUAAGAAGAGAAAUCCCUCUCUAUCCAAUGUAAAACAGCACAUUAUAUCUUGUACUAAAUGCUAUUUGUUUUGUGUCCAACUUUCCUAUAGAACUUCAGGGUUUUUGGUAGGACAAAUUGAACUUUGCCUCAGAAUAAAAGCACUUUGACUCAGAAAAAUCACAAGGGGGAUGACUUCUCCAUUUAUGUAGAACAUAAGCUAGUGGUACAUAAGCUACUAGUAACAGUCCCCAUACUCACACAAAUAUCUGCUUGCUAACAGCGACUCCAACUACUUGCUAAAGUAGUCCAUGGCCAUAGGAUAUAUUGAUUACCAAAUUAAGAGCAUUGCGAGGAGUCCAAUGUGUCUGCCCCCUGACAUUCCAAGCACUUCCCACCUGGAACCACUGUAGUGAGGAAUAAAGGAAAUAUUUCAGGCAUUCUUGAAAUAUUCUUGUGACUUGUCCUUCAAAGUGCUGUAGCAGAAGACCAGACAAAACUCAUCUAGAAACUACCAUCUUACAGGACUCAAUCAUACAAUUCUUUGUGUAUUUGUGAUUAAGAAAACACAGAACUCGCUCACGGGUUUUCAGAUUUAAUGUCAUUAUAUAUUUUCAAAAUUAUUCUUAGAAGAAUGGACCAUGUCUCUUAUUCAUAGAGAAUUUGUGGAAAGACCAUCAAAUUGGUAUACUGCCCUCCAUAUCUAUCGCCCUCUGUAUCACUCAGUUAAGUGACUGUUUUAUUGUACCUCUUUCAAGUCAAAGUGCUGCUUAUUCCUUGCCUGUUGCUUCUUUUACACUUCUUUUAUUUUUUUUCUAUAUGGUAUAUAUUUUAUCAGGGACACUCAGCAGCGUUAUUGUUCUGUAGUUCCUGCAUUCUAUAUUAUCCCAUGUUUGCUUUUAUGAGUAUGAUUCCUUUACCACAGCCAUCCAGGAUCUCAUUGUCAUUUAUCUUUUUAAUCAGUCCCUCCACUGUAUUAUCCUUAAUACCAUUACUGCUCCUCCUUUCAACAUCUCUGUUGUUAUUCCAUCUGUUAUAGGUGUUUUAUUCCUUCUCAGCUCUUUUAUCUCUUGUUCUACGUCCUCUGUCAGAAUACAUUCUGUAAUCUGUUAGCCAUUUCUGACCAAUACUUCAAUAGAUUUUGAACAACUUUGAUUUGGCACUUGUACAGUACCUUGAAGUGAUUCUUCCAUUGAGAUGAUGUGAUGUACUGCAGGUUGUUACUGUAGGUGAUGAAUGUGCCUGUGAGACUGAGCACCUGAUUCUGUCAAUAAUCUAUAUAAGAGGGUUUCUGCAGAAAUGAGUUUUCCACUUUGCUUAUCAGACUACAUGAUAUAAUAUGGAGAGAUCACACAGAGAAUGUAGUCAUAAAUAUUUGUUGUUUUGUCUUGUGGUGUCUUUUAAUUUAUUUUUACACUUAACCCUCUUACCCUCUUACCCUUACGCUAGUUAUCAUGCCAUUGUACUGUAAUACAUAAGUGGUUGAGUGACAUAGUUGCAUGAUGCCAUCUGUAACAACAUUAAGUCUUGUGCCCUGGCAUCCUUUUCAUUAGAAAUAAACCUCAGCCUUAAUCUAACCUAAACACACAAAGACACCUCAUGAGUACAUUUUGAACAAAGGUAAACCCAUAUCAUAGGAACUCCUCCUUAUGUUAUCUAUUCUGAAGAAUUUUGUCCUUGGGCUCACAUAUUCACUUCUUCAAACUCUGAUACAUAAGUCAGUGGUUUUAUUUGAUAUGUGGCUAGUUGUUUCUAUUGGUCCGCUUAUCAUUACCAUUAUCCCAAAGAAAUAAUAGAUUCAGCCACAUGGGAUGUUGUCUAACUUAAAAACUUACUUUUUCAUGAUUGCUUUGUGAUUUCUAUUUGCUUUGUUUUUUUUAGGAUUUGUUGUGUUUUUCAACUGUAUUUAAUUGUUCUAUGUGCAUUUUUUUAUAUUUUAAAGUACAUUGAUAUUAUUAAUUUAUAAGGCACUAUAUAAUUUUAGGAUUAUUAUUAGAGAGUGACGUUGCAGGAGAGAUGGGAUAUAAAAUUAAAGAAAUGGUUAAAGCAACUUACAAGCUACAUCUUAAAAAGCAAACACAGAAAUCGUGGGUAGCAUGCGUAGGCUGUAAAGGAACAAGUAAUAGGUUUAUUCCAUGCU
Lepisosteus oculatus (spotted gar) is the source of this 4271-nucleotide messenger RNA. RefSeq lists its product as uncharacterized. NCBI's taxonomy places the organism in Eukaryota, Metazoa, Chordata, Actinopteri, Semionotiformes, Lepisosteidae. The record is from RefSeq and is a predicted model, not a curated record.